AUGGAGCAGAAAAAAAGGGUUUCCCGGGAAACAAACAGUGAAACUGAAACAGAAAGAGAAACCAGAGAGAGGGAGAGGAAAACGGAAGAUGAAGGAUAUAAGAUAUUCAGAGGCAAUGGCGAUAAGAGCAGUGGAGUUUGUCCCGGAAGGGGUACUUAUAGUGGAAGAAGGCGGAGGAUAGGGAUGAGUGCGGACUGGGGGGGCCCAAACGGUGAAAUACCAGAAAGGCAAGCAAUUAAAGAAUGGAAUCCAAUGUUACUUUGUGGGGUCCAGUCUCGACCGCCCAAUUAUAACCGGCGAUAUUUGCCAGGCUUGGCGAGUUAUGUACCUCAUUUCAAGAAUUUGGAGAAGCGGGGAUUACGGUCUGACUCGGUGUGUCCUUUGUGCAAGGCGGAGCCGGAGGAUUCCCAUCAUCUAUUAUGGUAUUGUAGCACGUUAUGGCAGCUCUGGUUCUAUUUGAAACUCCCUAUGGGUUUUGGUGAUUUCUCAUCCGAUGGAACAACAAAUUUUGUAAAGGCUUUUCUAGCAAUGAAUAUGAAUUCUAGACAACUCAGUGCUAUUUCUUUGUGGGCACUUUGGUAUAAAAGAAAUAAGCUUGUUUAUGAGGAUUUAAAAUUUGAGCUCUUUGAAGUAGUGGGUUUUAUCCAGGGCUACUUUCAAGAAUUUAAUCGGGCCAAAGCUAGAGAAUUGACCGCCGGUAUAAAAAGGGAUGUUGCUUGGAGACCUCCGCAAUCUGGAAUUAUAAAGUUGAAUUUUGAUGCUUCUUUCCUGAGUAUUUCAAAUUGUUCUAUUUCAGCUGUGUUAGCCAGGGAUUCUGAAGGUUUAAUUAUGGGUGCAUGUACGUACUCGGUGGUGGACAUUGCAGAUGCGUUUGUGGCUGAGGCGAGAGCUGGUGAACGGGCUCUUCUUUUUGCUCUGGAUAUGGGUUUUCGGAAAGUGAUAUUGGAGGGCGAUUCACUAACUGUUAUUAAGAAGUUAAUCUCACAUAGCAUUGAUAGAUCUGUUCUUAGUCCGAUUUCUCAGAAUAUUCGAGGUUUGGCAGAAGCUUUUGAAGAGGUCACUUACAAUUUCAUUCCUAGAGCAGCAAAUAGAGCGGUGCAUGAGUUGGCGAUGGUUGGCCGGAACCAGAAUUUACCUUGUUUUUGGGUUGAAGAAGCACCUGCAAAAGUUAUUGAAUUAGCGGAGUUGGAUCGACAUGAGUGGUUUCGUCGGGACUGA
Gossypium raimondii (Peruvian cotton) is the source of this 1218-nucleotide messenger RNA. RefSeq lists its product as uncharacterized. NCBI's taxonomy places the organism in Eukaryota, Viridiplantae, Streptophyta, Magnoliopsida, Malvales, Malvaceae. The transcript is spliced from 3 exons. The record is from RefSeq and is a predicted model, not a curated record. The coding region runs from base 1 to 1218 and encodes 405 amino acids. Gene Ontology annotation, molecular function: RNA-DNA hybrid ribonuclease activity; nucleic acid binding.